Phyllostomus discolor (pale spear-nosed bat) is the source of this 3208-nucleotide messenger RNA. RefSeq names its product TGF-beta activated kinase 1 (MAP3K7) binding protein 1 (gene TAB1). Gene Ontology annotation, biological process: protein dephosphorylation. The transcript is spliced from 11 exons. The coding region runs from base 81 to 1598 and encodes 505 amino acids. Gene Ontology annotation, cellular component: cytosol. Gene Ontology annotation, molecular function: protein serine/threonine phosphatase activity. The record is from RefSeq and is a predicted model, not a curated record. NCBI's taxonomy places the organism in Eukaryota, Metazoa, Chordata, Mammalia, Chiroptera, Phyllostomidae.
GCCGGCUGCCGGCCGCUCUAGCCGCCCUUCUUCUCGCCUGCUCCGUCGGGAGGCGGGAGCGCCCGCGGGGUCCCUCCAAGAUGGCGGCGCAGAGGAGGAGCCUGCUGCAGAGUGAGCAGCAGCCAAGCUGGACAGAUGACCUGCCACUCUGCCACCUCUCUGGCGUGGGCUCGGCCUCCAACCGAAGCUACUCGGCUGACGGCAAGGGCACGGAGAGCCACCCGCCGGAGGACAGCUGGCUCAAGUUCAGGAGUGAGAACAACUGCUUCCUGUACGGGGUCUUCAACGGCUACGACGGCAACCGGGUGACCAGCUUCGUGGCCCAGCGGCUGUCCGCAGAGCUCCUGCUGGGCCAGCUCAGCGCCGAGCACGCGGAGGCCGACGUGCGCCGUGUGCUGCUGCAGGCCUUUGACGUGGUUGAGAGGAGCUUCCUGGAGUCCAUCGACGACGCUCUGGCCGAGAAGGCCAGCCUGCAGUCCCAGCUGCCCGAGGGCGUCCCCCAGCACCAGCUGCCGCCGCAGUACCAGAAGAUCCUCGAACGGCUCAAGGUGCUCGAGAGGGAGACCUCGGGGGGCGCCAUGGCCGUGGUGGCCGUGCUGCUCAACAACAAGCUCUACGUCGCCAACGUCGGUACGAACCGUGCGCUGCUCUGCAAGUCCACGGUGGACGGGCUGCAGGUGACGCAGCUGAACAUGGACCACACCCCGGAGAACGAGGAUGAGCUCUUCCGCCUCUCCCAGCUGGGUCUGGACGCAGGGAAGAUCAAGCAAGUGGGGGUCAUCUGCGGGCAGGAGAGCACCAGGCGCAUCGGGGAUUACAAGGUCAAAUACGGCUACACUGACAUCGACCUGCUCAGCGCUGCCAAAUCCAAGCCGAUCAUCGCGGAGCCAGAAGUGCAUGGAGCACAGUCCCUGGACGCGGUGACCGGCUUCCUGGUGCUGAUGUCCGAGGGGCUGUACAAGGCCCUGGAGGCAGCCCACGGGCCUGGGCAGGCCAACCAGGAGAUCGCCGCCAUGAUCGACACCGAGUUCGCCAAGCAGACGUCCCUGGACGCGGUGGCCCAGGCCGUGGUGGACCGGGUGAAGCGGAUCCACAGCGACACCUUCGCCAGCGGCGGGGAGCGCGCCAAGUUCUGCUCGCGGCAUGAGGACAUGACCCUGCUGGUGAGGAACUUCGGCUACCCGCUGGGCGAGAUGAGCCAGCCCACAGCGUCCCCGGCGGCCCCAGCCACAGGAGGCCGCGUGUACCCCGUGUCCGUGCCUUACUCCAGCACCCAGAGCACCAGCAAGACCAGCGUGACCCUCUCCCUCGUCAUGCCCUCGCAGGGCCAGCUGGUCAACGGGGCCCACAGCGCGUCCACCCUGGAUGAAGCCACCCCCACCCUCACCAACCAGAGCCCGACCAUGACCCUGCAGUCCACCAACACGCACACCCAGAGCAGCAGCUCCAGCUCCGACGGGGGGCUCUUCCGCUCCCGGCCCGCGCACUCGCUGCCGCCGGGCGAGGACGGCCGCGUUGAGCCCUACGUGGACUUCGCCGAGUUUUACCGCCUCUGGAGCGUGGACCAUGGCGAGCAGAGCGUCAUGACGGCCCCCUAGCCCCGCCCAGGGAGUGCAGCCGGAGCAGGGUCUCGCCUGAGCACGAGGGGCCACCGCUGGGGCAGAGUGGGCUUCGUCCCGUCGCGUCUGGUGCUGCGGGGGCCAGCGGGGGCCUGGUCCUCAGCCUGCGCCCCCGAGCGCUCCGUGCCAGUGCCGACGGACCCUCCGACAACCUCGUCGCUGCACGGGGAGCGGGAGGCCGCGCCCUCAGGCAGCCCCAGCUGGGACGGGGCCCGUGUCCCAGAACAGAGGGUGCAAGUGCGGAAGCCGGGCCGGCCUGCAAGCCCACCUCGUGGGGCGGAGUGUGAGGAGGUUCUUCUGUGACCCCACAGCUUCCCGCCACUGCCUCCCCUGCGGGAGGAGCCUAUGGCCAGUGCUAGUGCCCCUCGCCACUAGGCAGGGGCUCCCCCUUUCUUCUCCAUCCUCCAGAGUGAACCCCAGUUGACAGCUGCACCUCCAAAGCCUGCCCCUGACCCUGGGCCCCUUGCCCAGGCCAGCCUGGUUGUUUCCGGUGGUAAACGUUCGGGAAGACCGGGGAGGUGUCGGGGGCCUGGGGUGGCUGCAGAGGGGCCAGGUCCGGGAGCUGGGAGCCGGAGGUGACUGGUCCCGGAGCCCCCAGAGAGGGCAGGCUGGGCUGGUGGGCUUCCCCGGAGAUGGGGGUGCAGGAGAGGUGAGCAUGCGCCCGGCCCCAGCUCGGGGCCGCGGCUGCCCUUGUCAGGCCCCUCUGGGUGGCAGAGACCCCGGAUCAGGGGGAGCAGAGUCUGCCUGGCUGUGCCCUCCUGGGAGCUGGGGAGGGCCGCAGGCUGGGCCGCCACGAAGAGGAGGAGUGGUCUCCAGCACUAACGACGGUCUGUGCCGGCCCCACAGCAACCAACGGGCCUCGAGUCGGGCCGGGCUCGUGUCCUGUGAGAGAGGGGACAGUGGGACGGGGCUCUGAAAGGGGACAGGGCCUCUGGUGCCCGCUGCUCUGUGGUCGGGCUCAGGCUCGGGCUGGAGAUGCGCACCGCUUGUACCGAUUCCAGGGACAGGCUCGGGCCACCAGGCCCCGGGUGAGACCGCGUCACGGUGCUCCCUGCCCGCCAUGGGGAGGGGCUGCGUCCUGUGUGCGCAGGGGAAGCGAGCCCGGGAGACUGACCGAGUGCCCGAGGCACAGGGUCCGAGGCCAGGCAGAGCUCAGGCCUCCCGCCAGGUCCCAGGUGCCCCGGCUUCUGCCGCCCCUCCCCAGUGCCCAGCCCCCUGCCCCACCAGCCCCCGGGCACAGCUCAGCAGGGACUGGCCGCCGUGGGUGGCCCCUGGGGGCCUGGACUCUGGAGCAUCAAAGGCCCGUUCCGAGGCCCCGCUCGGCUGUGGCCCCAGAACACAGAUCCCGGGGGGAGCCUGGCCUGGCCGGAGCGAUGGAGGCACAGGUCCCCCUCCGGAGAGAGCCCGGCCCCUGCACUGGGACGCCAUCCCUGCUGCUCGGGGAAGCGACUUGAAGUCGGUCACAAAGGCUUGGAAACAAAGGGAACUCUCUUCCAGGAAUGGCCCGGUGGUGCUGUCUGGUCCCUAGAAAUAGAAUCACUUUUUACCGCAGGAAAGAAGUAAUAAACGGUGGUCCUGCGUCUUUGUGA